AUUGGGAUAAAAGAGGCAGUAACUAAGAGGUGAAGGGGCGAAUGUACUAAUUGUGUUAAAAGUAGGGGCCAAUUGUAUUUACACAAUUAGACCGCAUUACGUCUAAGAAUGCAAAUUUCACCCUCCAUUUUGGGGUUUUAGACAAAACCUCUAAAAAUGCCGCCACCGUCUCCUCCGCCGGGGGCGCUAACCAAACCUAACAAGCCCUACUUCUUCUACGGCCACCGGAAACCCACCCAGAGCCGCCCCACCGUCCGCGGCGGCCUCUUCUCCAACCGCCAAACCGUGAACCCGGAGAAUUUCCGCCGCCGCACCGCCGCGCACGAGCCCUUCGACCUCCAGAAAUGGGAUCCCGACGACGAAGCCAACCGGAAACCGCCGUACGGAAAAGACCCAUCGGAGAAAUUCUUUUCCCUGGCGAAGAAUUUAUCCCCAAUUGCGAGGUACAUCGUCGACGCUUUCAGAAAACACAAGCAGUGGAGCCCUCAGCUCGUGCAGGAGCUCAAUCGCCUGCGGCGCGUGACGCCCACGCUCGUUACUGAGGUUUUGAAGUUUCCCGAUGUUGAUCCUAGAGUCUCCUCCAAAUUUUUUCAUUGGGCUGGAAAACAGAAAGGCUACAAGCACGAUUUCGCGUGUUACAACGCCUACGCUUAUUUUCUAAACCGGUCGAAUCAUUUUCGAGAAGCCGACCAAUUGCCCGAAUUAAUGCACAUGCAAGGAAAGCCACCUACCGAGAAACAGUUCGAAAUCUUGAUCAGAAUGCACGCCGAUUCGAACCGUGGUCUCAGGGUACACUACGUCUACGAAAAAAUGAAGAAAUUCGGCGUCAAGCCGAGAGUCUUUCUCUACAACAGAAUCAUGGAUGCGUUGGUCAAGACGAACCAUCUCGAUUUAGCGAUGUCCGUUUAUCGCGAUUUUAAGGAGGAGGGUCUGUCGGAAGAGAAUGUUACGUACAUGAUCUUGAUCAAGGGUUUGUGUAAGGCGGGGCGUCUGGACGAAAUGUUUGACCUUGUUGACCGAAUGAGGAAAAAUCUCUGCAAACCGGACGUGUUUGCGUACACGGCGAUGGUGAAGGUUUUGGUUUCGGAGGGAAAUUUGAACGGUUGUUUGACGGUGUGGGAGGAAAUGAAAAAAGAUGGUGUUGAACCGGAUUCGAUGGCUUAUUCGACUCUAAUCAUGGCGCUUUGCGAGGGUAAAUUUGUCGAUAAAGGUUACGAAUUGUUUAAGGAGAUGAAAGGGAGGAAUUGUUUGAUAGAUAGGGCGAUUUACGGAUCUUUAAUCGAGGCGUAUGUAGUUGAUGGGAAGGUGGGCUCGGCUUGUGAUUUGCUAAAAGAUUUGAUAAACUCGGGAUAUAGAGCCGAUUUGGCGAUAUAUAACUCGUUGAUUAAAGGCUUGUGCAAUUCGAAAUUGGUCGAUCGGGCUUAUAAACUUUUCCAAGCCGCAAUCCGAGAGGAUCUCCAGCCGGAUUUUAAUACGGUUAAUCCGAUUUUAAUUUGUUACGCGGAGUUGAAGAAAUUGCACGAUUUUUGUAAAUUGCUCGAGCAAAUGGAGAAAUUGGGGUUUUCUAUAAACGAAAGUCUACUCGAUUUCUUUUCCUGCGUUGUAGAAACGAACGACGGAGUGGCUACGGCUUUAGAAGUUUUCGAGUUCUUGAAAAUACGUAACUAUAUUAAUGUUCCGAUUUACAAUAUACUAAUGGACGCCCUUUUCAAGAACGGCGACGAAAAGAAGGCAUUAUUGCUCUUCCACGAACUCAAAGAUGCUGACCUGGCGCCCGACUCGUCGACUUUAUGCAUAGCGAUUUCGUGUUACAUAAAAAUCGGAGACGUACGCGAGGCGUGCAAUACGUACAACACGAUUAAGGAAAUGUCUUCAGUUCCUUCGCUCGAUGCUUACUAUGCUCUAGUGAAAGGGCUUUCUGAUAUCGGCGAGGUGGAUGCCGCUAUGGUGCUUGUUCGAGACUGCCUGGCCCACGUGACAGGUGGACCAAUGGAAUUCAAGUACGCGCUGACGAUUAUCCAUGUCUGUAAAUCGAACGACGCGAGGAAGGUGAUUGAGGUUGUGGGAGAAAUGGCGGAGCAGGGUUGUACUCCGAGCAGUAUUACUUGUACGGCCGUCGUGUACGGUAUGUGCAAGCAUGGGAGUAUCGAGGAGGCGAGGAAUGUGUUCUUGAGCAUGAGAGAGUCGAAGUUUAUUACGGAAGCUGAUGUCAUCGUUUACGAUGAGUUCCUUGUUGACCACAUGAAAGAGACGACUGCGGAUUUGGUGUUGUCCGGGAUUAAAUUCUUUGGUUUGGAGUCGAAAUUGAAGGCGAAGGGUGUGGUUAUAAAUAGAUGAUAUUAACGCUCGAUAGGGAGAAGUAUAAGGCCCCGUUUGGUUCGCAAGAUAAGAUUAUGUAAUCUUAUGAGGUGCAACGCGCCAACACACAAUAAGCCAAGAAUGAAGAGGUAAAUUACGGCCACCCCUGAGUUAUGGUCAAAUUACGAAAAUCCCCCUCUUGUUUGGAUAAUUACAGCCACCCCGUUAACUAUGUAUACGGAGGUAAAUUUGGGAUGUUAAUUUGGUAAAACCGAACCGAAAUUUCGGUACGCCAACAUUUCAUACCGUUUACCGAACUAAAUAUACGAUUUGGUUCGAUAAAUAACUGAAUUACAUAAAUUUUAUGUAAAAAUAUCUAAAAGGAGGGGAAAGGAGGGGUGUGAGUAAUCACCCAAACAAGAGGGGUUUUUUCGUAAUUUUGCCAAACCUCAGGGGUGGCCGUAAUUUGCCCUUAUAUUUGUGAUAAAACUUUCGAAUACGAAUGUCCCUGUACAGGUGUCGGCAUGUGAUUGGGUACCGAUUCAAUCCAUCCGUUGUAGUAUUUGGAGAUCUGCGCAUAUUUUGUAUCUUGAAAAAAAAUUACGGUUAUUAAAUCUAAUCGAUUUUC
Erythranthe guttata (spotted monkey flower) is the source of this 2926-nucleotide messenger RNA. Its product is annotated as Pentatricopeptide repeat (PPR-like) superfamily protein. Gene Ontology annotation, molecular function: protein binding. NCBI's taxonomy places the organism in Eukaryota, Viridiplantae, Streptophyta, Magnoliopsida, Lamiales, Phrymaceae. The record is from RefSeq and is a predicted model, not a curated record.